Coccidioides posadasii C735 delta SOWgp is the source of this 1173-nucleotide messenger RNA. NCBI's taxonomy places the organism in Eukaryota, Fungi, Ascomycota, Eurotiomycetes, Onygenales, Onygenaceae. The record is from RefSeq and is a predicted model, not a curated record.
AUGGCAGCUUCGUAUUAUUACCGAGACCACCCAUACAACCAUGCCCCGGGGCCAGCAUAUCCCCUGGAACCAUAUACCGCAUCAAAUGAUCCUGACGAUCUUGUCUAUAAAACGCAUCCCCAGCGUCGUCAUACAGACGCUGCGAGGCCUUCCUCUGCUUCAAGGCGGAGUCGUCGUGAUGGAUAUCGUUCGACACACAAUCAGGAACAUCGAGGAGGCCGGAAGCAUAAGCAUCGAGGAUUUUCGACUGACCCAGAAGCAGAUGACUAUUACCAAGAACGUCCCUCAUAUUCUCACUCCUCCUUGUCCCGGUCUCCUUCCCCUAAACCGCGUCGGCGUAAGUCACUGGGCGAGCAGGCCAUGGCCGCACUCGGCUUGGCAGGCUCAAGCUCUCGUGGAAACCAGCAUCAUCGAACGAGAACUCGGGAUCGAAGCUACGAUUAUUCUGACCCCCGCUCCCGCCGUGAUUACGAUCAUCCCCGGCGUCGGAGGGAGCAUAGGCAGAGGAAUAGAAACUCCUCAAGGUCCCCCUCACCUGACGCUGCCUCGAAAGAGAUCAGACAUGCCAUCACUGCUGCAUUGGCUGCAGGUGCUGCAGAAGCCUAUCGUGCACGGAAAGCACCCGGCGGCUGGACGGGAGAGAAGGGAAAACGAGUACUAACGGCUGCCAUCGGCGCUGGUGGAAUGGACAAACUUAUUGAACGUGACCCAAAUAAGCACAAUAAGCGUCAUAUUUUGGAAUCCACUAUCGCCGGAUUGGCCACAAACCACUUAAUGAACGGGUCCUCCAGAUCGCGCUCGCACCGACGCCAUAGCCGACGUUCCAGAUCAGAAGAUCAUAGCGGAAUGAAGAACCUUGCCACAGCGGGUGUCUUGGCGGCAGCUGGUAAAAAGGCAUAUGAUCACUAUCGUUCCGAAUCCCGUGGUCGGUCUCCAUGUUCAGGAUAUUCUAGCGACGAAGAUGUUCAACCCCGUCGCCAUCGCAAGAAAAGAAGUCAGAGUGUAACGGAUUAUGUCGCCAAAGGCCUUGCUGCAUUAGGAUUAACGGAUGAUGUUGAUGACAAACGUCGCUCAACGCGGCACCGCGAAUAUGAUCACAGUUCUUCGGAGGAUGACAACUACUCAGACUACCGCCCUCGUCGCCGUGGAAGGCACUCCGGGCGUUCUAGAUAA